AUAUGUUAUGAUUGCCCAUCACAACUCAUAUGGAAAAAUCUAUAAACGUCACUGGAUUGCUGCCAUGAUCGUUUUCUGUUGGGUAUUCUCGUACGGCAUGCAGUUGCCCACUUUAGUUGGAGCCUGGGGUACAUUUGGUUAUGAUCCCAAAUUGGGAACUUGUUCGAUUCGAGAAGACGACCAUGGACACAGUAUUUCGACAGACGUAAAACAAGAAUCUGUACAAAAACAACCAACCACCCGGAUCAAGGACCAGAGAGAGGUGCGCGCCAAACGCAAUGAAUGGCGCAUCACAAAGAUGGUGUUGGCCAUAUUUUUGAGUUUUGUUGUUUGUUAUUUGCCCAUAACAAUUGCUAAGGUGGCCGAUCAGGAUGUUGAGCACCCCAAUUUACACAUACUCAGUUAUAUUAUGCUGUACCUGUCGGCCUGCAUUAAUCCAAUUAUCUACGUGAUCAUGAACAAGCAGUAUCGUAAGGCGUACAAAACUGUGAUCAUGUGCGAACCGUCACGCCUAUUGCCCUUCGGCAAACAUGGCGCUGGUGCAAAUGGCGGUGGUGGCAGCAGUGCUGCAGAGAAAUGGAAAGAUACCGGGUUGAGCCACAACCACAGUCGCACUAUUGUCUCGCAAAUGUCGGCAGCGGACCCGCCAAAUACCAGUUGCAGCAGCUCCGCCCAAGUGCCAGCUAUGGAAUUGACACCAUCCCAAAGAAGCUCGGUGGCGAGCGACAAUACAGCAAAUAUGAUGGACUCAACAAUGACGGUGCCAACAUCGGUGUCAGUGCCAACAUCUAUCGAGAGCGUGAACAGGGCGACAGUGAAAAACGAGACGCCACAGUCCAUGGCUCCAGUGAGCCUUCAUCCGAUUGCAGACAUCCAAAACAACAACAACAGCAGCGGCAUACAACGCAAUGACAGCAAUACGGCACCACUACGGCCGAUCAAAGAGAUCAAUCGCAUAGCCCUAGUGGGCGGCGAUAUCAUUUUGGAGGAGGAGGAAGAGGACGAGGAGGAGGAGGCGGCGGAGACACAGGCAGCACAAGCACUGAAGGUGGCGACACCUGUUCCCCAUACGGAGCCAUUGGUUACGACUGUGGUGCCGCUGCAGGCAGCAACAACAUCAAGUCCAACCAUCACAACACGGCCCGCUCCAGUGUACGUGAACGCGAGUGUGUUGCACCAGAAGAAAAACCCAUCUUACGGUCAGAACAUAAACGUCAUUCCAGAUAAUAAGAACUCCAAUAAGCAAUUGCUCAAACUCUGA
Molecule: messenger RNA, 1261 nt
Organism: Musca vetustissima
Lineage: Eukaryota; Metazoa; Arthropoda; Insecta; Diptera; Muscidae
Product: G-protein coupled receptor moody-like
Exons: 3
Biological process (GO): G protein-coupled receptor signaling pathway
Cellular component (GO): membrane
Molecular function (GO): G protein-coupled receptor activity
Source: RefSeq, a predicted model, not a curated record